AUGUCCAGUGCCUUCGUCAGCAAAUCUCGCAAGGUGCGCUUCGAGCUGACGCUCCGAAUCGUCGACCUCAACAACGUCCCGCUCGUGUCCGGCACCAGCUUCAUCAAAUGGCACUUGCCCUCCUCGACCGCCGCCGACCACCGUGGCAGAACGGCCAAGUGCGCGAUCAAGGACCACCGCGUGCAGUAUGCCUACGAGAAACAGACUCAAGUGCGCCUGACGGUCGGCAAAGGCGGAAUGCUGCACGACUGCCCCGUCCACUUCGACGUCGUACAGGAGUACUCCGCAGGCGGUCGAGGAGAGAGAAUUGUGCUGGGCCAGAUCCACCUCAACCUCGCCGAGUAUGUCGAUGCUGCAGAGGUGCAGAGUCCUGGAGCGGCGGACGGCGAGGAUGGCAUCACACGUCGAUACCUCAUGCAGGACAGCAAGAUCAACAGCACCCUGAAGAUUGGUAUUGCUAUGCGCCACAUUGACGGCACGCGGGAGUACAUCGCGCCUCAGCUGAGGACGGCGCCCGUAUUCGGUGGCAUUGCAGGCAUCAUUGCAGGCUCUGAGCCGACGGGCAACUCGCACAAUGCUGCGUCGCACACCAAUGGUGAUGCCGAUGGACAAGACGCGGCGGCAUUACCGAACUUCAGCACCACGAACAAAGAGCUGGGCGAGAUGCAGGACAUGUAUCGCCGGACACUAGCCGCGUACUGGGCCAGCCAACCGGGAGAACUGAGAGCUGACGAGUGCAUUGAAGACAUUUUCGGAGGCGGUGACGGCUGGGGCAAAGGAGGCAGGCCAGCGAUGGGUGGCCAAAGUCAGCCUGGCUCUGGCUCGUCGACGCCAAACGAGCCCGACAUAUCACGAGACAGCUCGACUGUUUCCAAGAUCAGUAGCGAGACCAGACGCAACUUUAUACGACAUCACGACAGAAAAGGAAGGCCACGAAAGAACGCAGGUGAACUGGAAGAGCUAGAUGUCAGAGAUGAUCUUGUCAGCUGGCAAGUGGGUGAUGGAGCGAACGAUGCGGCAGACAAGUUGAGAUCGUGA
Molecule: messenger RNA, 1038 nt
Organism: Fulvia fulva
Lineage: Eukaryota; Fungi; Ascomycota; Dothideomycetes; Mycosphaerellales; Mycosphaerellaceae
Exons: 1
Coding region: 1-1038 (345 amino acids)
Source: RefSeq, a predicted model, not a curated record